Molecule: messenger RNA, 990 nt
Organism: Talaromyces stipitatus ATCC 10500
Lineage: Eukaryota; Fungi; Ascomycota; Eurotiomycetes; Eurotiales; Trichocomaceae
Exons: 2
Coding region: 1-990 (329 amino acids)
Source: RefSeq, a predicted model, not a curated record
AUGGUCAACUGUCAACUGUCAACUGUCAACUGUCAACUGUCAACUGUCAACGGUCAACUGUCAACUGUCAAUGGUCAACUGUCAACGGUCAACUGUCAACGGUCAACUGUCAACUGUCAACGGUCAACGGUCAACGGUCAACGGUCAACGGUCAACGGUCAACGGUCAACGGUCAACGGUCAACUAUCGACUUUCUCAACCGCCAACUGUCAACCUGCUCAACCAACUGUCAAAUGGUUAAACCACCAACUGUCAACUGGCUUAACCACCAACUGGCUUAACCGCCAUCUGGCACCUUUCUCAACCAUCAACUGUCAACUAACUAAACCCCAAACUAUUGACUUUCUCGACCACCAACUGUCAACCUGCUCAACCAACUGUCAAAUGGUUAAACCACCAACUGUCAACUGGCUUAACCAACUGUCAACUGGCUCAACCAACUGUCAACUGACUAAACCCCUAACUAUUGACUUUCUCGACCACCAACUGUCAACUUGCUCAACUGGCAACGUGCUUAACACCGCUAACUGUCAACUUGAUCAACCGUCAACGGCCCACUUGCUCAACCGUCAACCGUCAACUGCUCACUUCCUCAACCACCAACUGUCAACUGGCAACUUUCUCGACCAUCAACCAACUGGCUCAAACACCAACUCUUCAACUUGCUCAAUCGUCAACGGUCAACUAUCAAACGGCUCAACCGCCAUCUGGCAACUUGGUGAACCACCAACUGUCGACUGUCUCAACCACUACCUCGUAACUGGCUCAAUCGCUAUCUGGCAACUUGCUCAACCGCCAACUGUCAACUGGCUCCCUCGUUCCACUAUUAACUGGCCAACGGGCUUCCUGGCUGACCGGCCAUCCCGCCAACUCAUCUGGUACCUUGCUCAACCACCAACCGUCAACUUGCUCAAUCGUCAACUGUCAACUGCCAACUUGCCCAACCACCAACUGUCAACUUGCCCAACCACCAACUGUCAACCUGCUUAA